Molecule: messenger RNA, 1528 nt
Organism: Danio rerio (zebrafish)
Lineage: Eukaryota; Metazoa; Chordata; Actinopteri; Cypriniformes; Danionidae
Gene: necab1
Product: N-terminal EF-hand calcium binding protein 1
Cellular component (GO): cytoplasm
Molecular function (GO): calcium ion binding
Source: RefSeq, marked provisional
AGAUUCCUUUCACGCGCAUUAGAGCAACACACAGCAGAACGCGCGCUCCUUCUGUCCACACGCAUUAAGUGCUUUUCUGUCAGAACACAAAGUUAAAGAGUUAUUUAUCACUAGGAUUGACCAUGGAUUGCUCUGAAGAGGUACAGUCACUCUCGGAUGAAGCCAGCACUCCCAUCGAGUUAAAGAAAGGAAUGUCAAUAUUUUUGGACAUAUUGAGAAGAGCUGACAAAAAUGAUGAUGGGAAGCUGUCCUUCGAUGAGUUCAAGGCUUAUUUCUCAGACGGCGUUCUGUCAGGAGAUGAAUUAAAGGAGCUUUUCCAUGCGAUUGACACUCAUAACACAGACAAUGUGGACACGGAUGAGCUGUGUGAAUACUUCUCUCAACAUCUUGGAGAAUAUGAAAAUGUGCUCGCUGCCUUGGAAGACCUAAAUGUAUCCAUACUGAAAGCCAUGGACAAAACCAAGAAGGACUAUCAGGAGGCCACACAUCUGCAGCAGUUUGUGACGCGUUUCCUUCUGAAGGAGACCACCAGUCAGCUGCACUCUCUUCAGAGCUCACUGGAGUGUGCAAUGGAGACCACAGCCGAGCAGACCCGGCAGGAGAGACAGGGGCCACUGAAGCCAGAGGUUCUGCCCAUUCAGUGGUCCGGAAGGAGAUCUAAUCGAAGACUUCAAAGGAAUAACAGCUUGUCUCCGAACAACCCGCUCCUCAACCUUGUCAAUUCAGGUCUGUAUGAAGAAGACAACCAGUGGAUAACACAGGUCAACAGGCUGCAAAAGCUGAUCGACCGUCUUGAGAAAAAGGAGCUGCGUUUGGAGCCGGUGGAGGAAGAGGUGUUGGAAAGCUCCACCAAAUCACACAUCCUAAUAGUUCAGAGGCAGCUGUCGGUUCUGGAGGAGGAGGUGGAGGAGUUUCGUCUGGCUCUGCGGCAGUACAUUGAGUGCUCAAGCGCUCAGACCGGCUGCCUCCAUGUUGCAGUACAGCGACUCUCCAAUGAAUCUCGCUUCAUUCUCUAUGAGUUCUGGGAGCACAGCAACGUGUGGAAGAAUCACCUGCAGACUAACUACAGCAAAACCUUCCAGAGGGGAAAUGUGGAUUUCCUCGAGACGCCAGAGAUCAUGACGACUAUGCUGGUGCCAGCAUCAUGGUGGGUCCUCAACAAUAACUAGAGUGUGUGUGUGUGUGUGUGUGUUGACUGGCACUGGAGCAAAGCAGACAGUAAGAGGAGCACAGGACAGAAGACCACCAUCAGGAAGAGCUUUCGUCUUCAUAUAGUGACUAGAUCUAGAGUAUCAUGUCGUGACAUUCUUAGCUCUGUACGAGUAGUAGAAACUGUAGAGGUUAUCAAAUAAAGCAAUGAGAUUCUGAUGCAUCAUAAGAGCUGUUGAUCAGUGCCGUCUGGUCUGUUUGUUGGUAGCUCAGGUCUGUGUCUCAUCAUCCUGACAACAGCUUCUUUCAAAGAUCCUACAGUUCUGUUGUUGUAAUUCAUGUCGUUCGUCAACUCUGAAUAAAACUAAAUUCAGUGUAA